Messenger RNA from Radiomyces spectabilis, 2035 nucleotides. Its product is annotated as pseudouridine synthase. Lineage: Eukaryota; Fungi; Mucoromycota; Mucoromycetes; Mucorales; Radiomycetaceae. Gene Ontology annotation, molecular function: RNA binding; pseudouridine synthase activity. Gene Ontology annotation, cellular component: nucleus. The record is from RefSeq and is a predicted model, not a curated record. The transcript has 13 exons. Gene Ontology annotation, biological process: pseudouridine synthesis. The coding region runs from base 118 to 1974 and encodes 618 amino acids.
CACCCAUUUCCAGCAGCAGCUCCAAUUGAGUUAGUGGCUUAGUCGCUGCUGCAAUUUAAAGUGCAACGACAUGAUUUUGCAUAUCCAUUUAUUUUGGACUCUUGACCCGAUCCGACAAUGGGAAAUCUUUUUUCAAAAUCGACCCCGCAGGUGCCAGAGCCAACAUCAGGAAAGAGAAGAUUUGACCCUGAUGAAGACGGUGUUACGAAGCGUCCACGUUUAGCAGACGACGAUGAAGCUCUCGUGACAGAAGACAUGGUGGGCAUCGCCAUGUAUGUCCGUCCGGAAUUGCCUGGAUUCCACUGUAUUAUCAAAUACAGAGCCGAAGAUUUUUUGGUCAACGAAGUGGAUUUAAGCGGUCAAGUUGCGCAUUUGACGUCUUUUGAGUUACCGACUAUCAAGACUUCCACUGAAGGAAUCCUUACUGCGCCUGAACUUGACAAACGCGUCCAAGAAGUGCUUGGCGAAGACUUUUCCAAACAGUUCCGUCACUUUUUAGACAAUCCAGACAAUACCGAAAAUACCAUUUCGAUCCAGACCACCCAAGAAUCCCGUUAUAAAUUUUAUCGUAUCAUUGAAAAUCACCUCGACACAAAACUGGCCCUCGUAUCAAGAGAUGGCCUACUGAAGGUGUCUUGGCCGACAUCCGACACUGAAACGCGCCCUCCUUUCAUUGACUACAACGAACUUGGAGGCGAGUAUUUGCAAUUCAACGUUUAUAAAGCAGGCGUGGAUACCAUGGGCGUCGUCAACUUGAUUUCCGGUUAUUCAAAGAUUCCCAUUAAAAACUUUGGUUACGCUGGAAAUAAGGAUUCACGCGCUAUUACCGUACAAGCUAUGACUUUGCGCAGAGGACGCCCUGAAAAACUUGCCAGUAUCCGCGAAGAUCUUGAGAAGCGUGACAUUUACAUUGGCAAUUAUUCUUUUGUGCCUCAAGGUUUGACUCUGGGAGACUUGAGCGGCAAUCGUUUUACAAUUGUUUUACGCGACGUGACGGGAUCCUCGGAAGCAACCAUAAGUGAAUCACUUGAAUCCUUGAGAAAAACAGGCUUCAUCAAUUAUUUUGGCAUGCAACGAUUCGGAUCCAGUGCUAUCAUGACGCAUGAAAUUGGACGAGAAGUAAUGAAGAAGAACUUUGAAGCUGCAACGGAUCUGAUUCUGAAGCCAAGAGCAGGAGAAAAACUUGAAUUCGCUAAAGCCCGGCAAGUAUGGUACGAAACUCGAGAUGCCACCGCUGCGUUGGCUUUGUUUCCCAAGCGUGCUCGUGCCGAGAGAACCAUUAUUGGAACUUAUAUUCAAUCACCAGGCGAUCACAAGCGAGCCAUUGGGGCUUUGCCAAGGAAUUUGCGAACAUUGUAUUGUCAUGCCUAUCAAUCAUAUAUCUGGAAUCGGGUUGUGUCUGAACGUAUCAAGCGUUUUGGUUACGAUAAACCCUUGGCGGGAGAUUUGGUAUUAGUCGAUGCUUCGGAUGACGACACUGUGAAAACUCGCAAGCAAACUGCCAAACAACAAAACGCAGGACGUAGAGAUCCCAACGCUCGAAAAAUGCCCAAGAUAUUAAAGGAAUCAGAACUCGAGGAUUAUACCAUAGAUGAUGUCGUUUAUCCUUUGCCUGGAUCCAAGACCAAGUAUCCAAAGAAUGAGAUGGGUCAAUUUUACAAGGAAUUAUUAGCGCAGGAUGACAUGCAAACCGGCCACUUCCAAAAUCUGCCGGGCGAUUACAGAUACAUGAUGGCAAAGGCAAAAGAUCUCACUUGGUCAUUUGUCCGUUACGACGAUCCAAUGGCCAAGCUCUGUAACACGGACAUUGACAUAUUGAAAUCUGAAGCUCAGCCGAGUGCUGCAACUGGUAAACACCUGGCUCUUCGAUUAGAAUUCACCUUGGGAACCAGUCAAUACGCCACCAUGCUCUUGCGUGAAAUUAUGAAGGGCGAUACAUCGUCGCAGAGUCAAUCACGAUUGUUGCAUGCAUAAACGUUGCCCCUGCGCUUAGCACGCUGAGAAUAAAAUUUAUCGAGCUAUAGACGUUUUGAUU